Molecule: messenger RNA, 2141 nt
Organism: Carassius carassius (crucian carp)
Lineage: Eukaryota; Metazoa; Chordata; Actinopteri; Cypriniformes; Cyprinidae
Product: proteoglycan 4-like
Exons: 2
Coding region: 238-1884 (548 amino acids)
Source: RefSeq, a predicted model, not a curated record
AGUGCAAAGACCGGUGUGGGUAUUUGGAUAAGGAUUCUGGCGAGAAAGUGAACCUCUAUAAUCCUGCCCAGGUUUAAUGAUUUGCAGGCUGUGCAUGCUUACUGAUUAUGUAUUAAUGAGUUAACAAGCUGUCAAGGUGGCACAAAUUGCUUUCUGUUUGGCUUUAAAAAUCCUGGUUUGGUUGAAAUUAUAUGUAUAGUUAGUUUGACUGUCAGGAGGUUAAGUGAGUGGUAAAGAAUGGAUGUGAUUAAAUUUACUCUUUUGGUGUUUCUUUAUCACCAGAUGCUAUGGCAAGGAAACGUCUGGAGUGUUCUGGCACCUGAGGCAGACGAUCCCGUAGCUAACACCACCACCAAGGCGGCGCCUCAGGCGGACGAUCCUGCAUCUAACACCACCACCACCAAGGUGGCGCCUCAGGCGGACGAUCCUUCAGCUAACACCACCACCACCAAGGCGGCGCCUCAGGCGGACGAUCCUGCAUCUAACACCACCACCACCACCAAGGCGGCGCCUCAGGCGGAUGAUCCUUCAGGUAACACCACCACCACCAAGGCAGCGCCUCAGGCGGACGAUCCCGCAGGUAACACCACCACCACCACCAAGGCGGCACCUCAGGCGGACGAUCCUGCAGCUACCACCACCACCAAGGCGGCGCCUCAGGCUGACGAUCCUGCAUCUAACACCACCACCAAGGCGGCGCCUCAGGCAGACGAUCCUUCAGCUAACACCACCACCACCAAGGCGGCGCCUCAGGCGGACGAUCCUUCAGCUAACACCACCACCACCAAGGUGGCACCUCAGGCGGACGAUCCCGUAGCUAACACCACCACCAAGGCGGCGCCUCAGGCGGACGAUCCUGCAGCUAACACCACCACCACCAGGGCGGCGCCUCAGGCGGACGAUCCCGCAGCUAACACCACCACCACCAAGUUGGCACCUCAGGCGGACGAUCCCGCAGCUAACACCACCACCACCACCAAGGCGGUGCCUCAGGCGGACGAUCCUGCAUCGAACACCACCACCACCAAGUUGGCACCUGAGGCGGACGAUCCCGUAGCUAACACCACCACCACCAAGGUAGCACCUCAGGCGGACGAUCCUUCAGCUAACACCACCACCACCACCACCAAGGCGGCGCCUCAGGCGGACGAUCCUUCAGCUAACACCACCACCACCAAGGCGGCGCCUCAGGCGGACGAUCCUUCAGCUAACACCACCACCACCAAGGCGGCCCCUCAGGCGGACGAUCCUGCAGCUAACACCACCACCAAGGCGGCACCUCAGGCGGACGAUUCUGCAGCUAACACCACCACCACCAAGUGGGCGCCUCAGGCGGACGAUCCUUCAGCUAACACCACCACCACCACCACCAAGGCGGCGCCUCAGGCGGACGAUCCUUCAGCUAACACCACCACCACCAAGGCGGCGCCUCAGGCGGACGAUCCUUCAGCUAACACCACCACCAAGGCGGCCCCUCAGGCGGACGAUCCUGCAGCUAACACCACCACCACCAAGGCGGCACCUCAGGCGGACGAUUCUGCAGCUAACACCACCACCACCAAGUGGGCGCCUCAGGCGGACGAUCCCGCAGGUAACACCACCAAGGCGGCGCCUCAGGCGGAAGAUCCUGCAGCUAACACCACCACCACCAAGGCGGCGCCUCAGGCGGACGAUCCUGUAGCUAACACCACCACCACCAAGGCGGCGCCUCAGGUGGACGAUCCUGUAGCUAACACCACCACCACCAAGGCGGCGCCUCAGGCGGACGAUCCUGUAGCUAACACCACCACCACCAAGGUGGCACCUCAGGCGGACGAUCCCGCAGCUAACAGCACCACCACCAAGGCAGUUAACACCACGAGCUGGCUUCAAACGUUAUCUUGAGUACUGGUGUACUGGUUCCAGGGGCUGUCUAGUUGCAUUUUGUCACAUGUUUUACAAACCAAAUAAAGCUUUUAAGUGUCUCUUCAGCGUGAGUGCUAAAGCUUGUAGAGCUGCUUUAAUGUUAAUUAUUCCUGUGGUGGGCUGCUUAUUUUGCAUUUGACCACUUCUUGUACAUUGCGGUUACAAAUUCUGCCUAAAUGUUACUGUAGCUAUGGAAAGAAAGUGACUAUGUAUUUACCCAUUUAAAUUUAUACCUU